AACUUGUUUGUGUUCAAACCGGACCCUCGAUCCCAUCGCUCCGUGAGGCAUUUUAAUAACGUUUUGCUGCUGUCAGAAACAACCUUUCGCUCUCCGGCCAAACUCCAAAGCUUGGAUUCACCGAGCUCCAAGCCUCCGCCCCACCUCCUCGCCCAGAGUGGCUCCGCUGGAUUCUUGCAGCCGCGGAGGAGAGGACGGGAGAGGGGGAUCGGUCCCCACCCCCACCCCAGGCGGGCCGGCGACACCCCCACACCCCACCCCCACACCCCGCACGCGCCCGGCUCUGCCACCUGACCUCCCAGCUGCCUGCGAGUCAUCAGCCUGAUCUCCCCCCAUGACAAUGUCUUCCAUUAAGAUUGAGUGCGUUUUGCGGGAGAACUGCCACUGCGGUGAGUCGCCCGUGUGGGAGGAAGCGUCCAACUCUCUGCUCUUUGUGGAUAUUCCCGCCAAAAAGGUUUGCCGGUGGAAUGCGCUCAGCAAGCAAGUGCAGCGAGUGACCCUGGAUGCUCCUGUCAGCUCUGUGGCCCUUCGCCAGGCAGGAGGCUAUGUCGCCACAGUUGGAACAAAGUUCUGUGCUUUGAACUGGGAAGAUGAGUCAGCAGUUGUCUUGGCCGCUGUCGAUAAAGACAAGAAAAACAAUCGAUUCAAUGACGGGAAGGUGGAUCCCGCUGGGAGAUACUUUGCUGGAACCAUGGCUGAGGAAACAGCGCCGGCGGUUCUGGAACGGCACCAAGGGUCCCUGUACGCCCUCUUUGCCGACCACCACGUGGAAAAGUACUUUGAUCAGGUGGACAUCUCCAAUGGUUUGGAUUGGUCUCUGGACCACAAAAUCUUCUAUUACAUCGAUAGCCUGUCCUACUCCGUGGAUGCCUUUGACUAUGACCUGCAGACAGGAAAGAUUUCCAACCGCAGAAGCAUUUACAAGAUGGAGAAAGAAGAACACAUCCCAGAUGGAAUGUGCAUUGAUACUGAGGGGAAGCUCUGGGUGGCCUGUUACAAUGGAGGAAGAGUGAUCCGCCUGGAUCCUGAGACAGGGAAAAGACUCCAAACCGUGAAGUUGCCUGUUGAUAAAACAACCUCAUGCUGCUUUGGAGGGAAGGAUUACUCUGAAAUGUACGUGACCUGUGCCCGGGAUGGGCUAGACCCUCAGGGUCUUUUGCAGCAACCUGAGGCUGGUGGAAUCUUCAAGAUAACUGGCCUGGGGGUCAAAGGACUUCCUCCAUAUCCUUAUGCAGGAUGAGUGACAAGCCUUCUUUCCUAUUGCAGGAGACUUUGAAGACAACUAGAAAAUUCGGGAGCUGAGAUUUCAGUCUAGCUACCCCAAAAAAAUGAAGCAAUGAGAUUAUUAAUAGCAUUAAAUUUUUACUGACAAUUUUUAAAAGGCAGAGCAUUUUUAACAAAGGGUGAUGGGUGCUUUUGAUAACAUAAGACGUUUUGCAAAGGUGCUAUAGAAAUAUAGAGUUGGCAGUUCCCUGGUGGCCUAGCGGUUAAGAAUCCAGUGCUAUCACUGCUGUGGUUCGGGUUCAGUCCCUGGCCUGGGAACUUCCACAUGCCACAGGGGUGGCCAAAAAAAUAAGAAAUGUAGUUUUUCAGCUGUCAACCCAGCCUCUUGAGUCUUUGAAAUUGCUGGUGGAGUGGGGGAAGAGGGAAGGGACCAUAUCUGCUCUUUAUUCUGCAUACUACACCCAAAGCUUCAAAACACUAAUAAAUAGUAGUUUGGUAAUGACUUA
This is a messenger RNA of Sus scrofa (pig), 1730 nucleotides long. It is a transcript of the gene RGN, whose product is annotated as regucalcin. The record is from RefSeq and is a predicted model, not a curated record. Gene Ontology annotation, biological process: L-ascorbic acid biosynthetic process. NCBI's taxonomy places the organism in Eukaryota, Metazoa, Chordata, Mammalia, Artiodactyla, Suidae. Gene Ontology annotation, molecular function: enzyme regulator activity; calcium ion binding; gluconolactonase activity.